GGUUCAUUAGCUUGUAGGAGGACAUCAUACACACACUUGUUGCAAUAUCCUUUUGCGCAGAGGCAUGAACAAUUUUGUACUACUGCAGGAAAUGAGGAAAAGCAAAAAAUAUCUGUAACUUUUGUUGACAAGGAUGGAGAAGAGCAGCAUAUCAAGGUCCCUGUUGGAAUGUCUAUGUUAGAAGCUGCACAUGAAAAUGACAUUGAACUUGAAGGAGCAUGUGAAGCUUCGCUUGCCUGUUCCACAUGUCACGUGAUUGUUAUGGAUGUGGAGUAUUACAACAAGCUAGAUGAUCCAACAGACGAUGAAAAUGAUAUGUUGGAUCUUGCUUUUGGUCUCUGCGACACGUCACGUCUAGGUUGUCAGGUAAUUGCAAAACCUGAACUUGAUGGAAUUCGGUUAGCUCUCCCUGGUGCCACAAGAAACUUUGCUGUUGAUGGCUAUAAACCGAAACCACAUUAGAGUUUCUAUAUAUAAAAUAAAGGUUAGUUUCAACAUGGCCAUUUUAAGAAAAGAUUGAGGGUACUUUGGUCAUUGAACCGCACCCCUUGCACAUUUUGCAAGAUUAGCUUGCUUGGAAAGGUUGUCUUCGAUGCUUUGUUAUUUAUACCUCAUCAUCAACUUCAUAAAAGGUCCAUUCUUUCAUAUUAAAUUGUA
Molecule: messenger RNA, 657 nt
Organism: Lycium ferocissimum
Lineage: Eukaryota; Viridiplantae; Streptophyta; Magnoliopsida; Solanales; Solanaceae
Product: adrenodoxin-like protein 1, mitochondrial
Exons: 6
Coding region: 169-462 (97 amino acids)
Biological process (GO): P450-containing electron transport chain
Cellular component (GO): mitochondrion
Molecular function (GO): 2 iron, 2 sulfur cluster binding
Source: RefSeq, a predicted model, not a curated record